Messenger RNA from Cimex lectularius (bed bug), 2703 nucleotides. RefSeq names its product inner nuclear membrane protein Man1 (gene MAN1). Gene Ontology annotation, cellular component: nuclear inner membrane. The transcript is spliced from 11 exons. Gene Ontology annotation, molecular function: chromatin DNA binding. The coding region runs from base 337 to 2406 and encodes 689 amino acids. Gene Ontology annotation, biological process: nuclear envelope organization; negative regulation of BMP signaling pathway. The record is from RefSeq and is a predicted model, not a curated record. NCBI's taxonomy places the organism in Eukaryota, Metazoa, Arthropoda, Insecta, Hemiptera, Cimicidae.
UUUGUUCGUGUUUCCCGCUUUCGUUUCGUUUCUUUUUUUGUGAUUCUCUUUUUGUUAACCGUUUUGAGAAGGGAGACGCGACUGGCUUGUUUAACCUUAAUAAAACCCGUGCUUAAAUUUCUUUUUCCGCUGGGUCUCAUUUUUAACAUAUCGUUGAGUUUUUAAAAUAGUGACCGAUCCUCGAAUAACCCGUCGGGACGAGAAUGAAUCGUAAGUCGUAAAGCCGUAACCUUCGGCCAGGUUGUAGAACCGCGACCGCGUGACCACUCCUAACUCAGUUUCCAACUAAGCGCAUAAUAACAAAGUUCGUCACUCGUCAAAUCGCCAUCGGUCGCAAUGGCAUCCGUAGACGUAGAGAGUCUCUCCGACCAGGAAAUACGGCAUAAGUUCAAGGAGCUGGGCGUCGCAGUGGGCCCGGUGACUCAAACGACAAGAAAAACCCUAUUGAAAAAGUUGAAGACACUUUUAGAGAGCGAGGCCUCUUUCACGGACGAGCCGUCGGUCGCUGAAGAGCCGACGAGGAGUCGGAGAAAAACUUUGCCGCCUUCGAGGUCCCCGGGGCGAUCGCCGUCGCGCAAAUCUCCUUCGCGCGCCUCCAUCGCCGCCCCUAUGGCCAACUCGACGAUUGCCGAACCGUUUCCGGCCGCCGUCAACCGCACGCCCUCGCCGCCUCCGCCUCGGCCCAGCAGGGCCGAAGUCCGUUCCAACGUCCCUGAAGUCGAGUCGUACUUCAACAAAAUUAGGCAGAGGCCUUUGUUCGCCGAUAGGGAGAUCGCGGAUUUGCGCCCCUCGGUCAACAUGCAGUCGACCGACUUCCUGAGCGAUUACAGGUCGCCGACGACGAGUCUCUUCUCACCGUCUCUCUUCUCUUCUUCCGCGAGGACGGCCGACCUCUCUCCGCCCGCGUCCUCGAACCAGCCUUUCACAUCGGAUUUCAUGAAGCGGCUAUCCGCUGGCAGAGUAUCUCAACGAUCUGAACCACAGCUUUCGCCAUUAAGCUCUGUAUCCAAGUUGGACAUCAAAGAGAGCGACGAUGAAGAUUCAGGCCCUACGCCUGUAUACACCAAAUUCAGUCAGGGGUCUUUCAAAGGUUUUGAUAUUACGCAUAGCAAAGGAAGUGCAAGAGUGCUAUCAAACGAUGGGUGGUUCUCACUCGACUCUCCUAUAUCGGCCAUGCUGUUGUUUAUAUUCCUUGCCUUUUUCACUUUUAUUGGUUUUACUUAUGUCAACAUGCAUUUUACAGACACGAGUCUUGCUCUCAACACAGAUUUACAUUUCCCUCCUUGUCUAAAAGUAGGAAAUGCUAAUCCUGGGGAAAAUUGCAUUUAUGAAAAGGACAGAGAUAUGACGCGCAGUUUGUUGGGGAUUGUUUACAAAGAAAUAAGUGAAAAGUUAGCGAGUAUGCCCUGCACUUCAUCACAAGGACCAAUUUCAUUUACAGAUGAAAACAUCAUACAGAUGAUAUUAGACAAGGACAAAACUCUGAAUGUGCACUUAGUUGAACCAAAUAUUAAAAACUUAAAAGUCCUUGUUGACCACAAUCCCAGAUUUAAGAUAAAAGCCACAUUCGACGGUUUUUUACUUGAACAACCACCGGUGACAUAUUACUGUAUGAUCGUUGGCAGCUUGCUUAAGGCGGUCAACUAUACCUUGAAGUUUCUUUUUGUAACUGCUAUUGGAUUCAUCAUUUACAAGAUGAUAAAAUGGUGGAUGAAAAGGGAAGCAAGGCACAAGGAUGAAGUAUACAAACUCGUUAGUAACAUUGUCGAUUUGGUUAGCUCCAAGUGUCAAAGCCCUGAAGGUUAUGUGGCGAUAGACCAUAUUCGGGACCAGUUAAUAGCCCCUCAAGACCGUGCACGGAAAGCUAAAUUAUGGAAAGAUGCUCUGACACUGCUUGAUACUGAUUCAAGAAUUCGACGCGAAGUGCAGGAGGUGGAGGGGGAGGAGUUUAUGGUUUGGCGGUGGCUUGCUUCAACAUCAUUGAGCCCAAAUAAGAGAAAAAUGUGGCAAGGACAGGCUUUUGACACAAUGGAAGGCAGUGUCAACUCUCUGCCACACAGUCCAACAGCAUGCCUCAAGAUAAGACAUAUGUUUGAUGCUGAACAAGAAGAGGGCGAAGAUUGGGUGACAACUGUUGUAGAUGCAAUUUUAGAGAAAUGCGGCAAGGCUAAGAUACUUCACGUUGUUGUCGACCGCCAGUCACGCGAUGGCUGUGUUUACAUGAAAUGUGCCAGCACUUUGGACGCAGGCAUUGCAUACCGCGCGCUUCAUGGGUCCUGGUUUGAUAGUAACUUAGUAACUGUCAAGUACUUAAGGGAAAGAAGAUAUUUGGAAAGGUUCCCCGAUUCGGCAAAAUGCACUCAACCGCUGCGUCCAUCCAACGAUAACAAACGAUCCCUUCAGUAAGCUGAAUGCUGUCAUCAUUGUUUAAUUUCCUAUGCUGGAAAGAACUGUUCACACCGUAUGGCUAGAAAGCAUUUUUCCCUCUAUUUAUCUUUUACUUUAAUUUUCAUUUUUUAUUUUAUUUUUUGUAUUUUGUCUUAAUUAAUAACUCAUAUUUUCUUGUAGUUUUGUGCUUUGAUAACAGUCACAAGGUUGAUUUUGUUCGUAACAAAACAGUGAAAUGUACUAAAAUAUUUCAUAGUCUAGUCUUAUUUUGGUCCCCAGUGAAUUUUUUCUCUGAGGUCAAGGGACAGCUGUCAU